Olea europaea var. sylvestris is the source of this 738-nucleotide messenger RNA. Its product is annotated as calmodulin. Lineage: Eukaryota; Viridiplantae; Streptophyta; Magnoliopsida; Lamiales; Oleaceae. The transcript is spliced from 4 exons. The coding region runs from base 133 to 582 and encodes 149 amino acids. Gene Ontology annotation, molecular function: calcium ion binding; enzyme regulator activity. The record is from RefSeq and is a predicted model, not a curated record.
CGACUCUACUUCCAAUCAAAGUCGCAUCAGUUCGAGAAGUAUAAAGUAUAAACGACACCAAGAAAAAUCAAAACCCUCUGUUAAACUCUUCAACAAAGGGUCUUGAAAAUUCUCUGCGUUUAAAAGAAAAAAAUGGCAGAACAUUUGACGGAGGAGCAGAUCGCUGAGUUCAAGGAAGCCUUCAGCCUUUUUGAUAAGGAUGGCGAUGGUUGUAUAACCACUAAAGAGUUGGGAACAGUUAUGAGAUCACUGGGGCAGAAUCCCACUGAAGCUGAACUGCAAGAUAUGAUCAAUGAAGUUGAUGCUGAUCAAAAUGGUACAAUUGAUUUUCCCGAGUUCUUGAAUUUGAUGGCUCGGAAAAUGAAGGAUACUGACUCGGAGGAAGAGCUGAAAGAAGCUUUCAAGGUCUUUGACAAGGAUCAGAAUGGCUUUAUUUCUGCUGCAGAGCUUCGCCAUGUGAUGACAAACCUUGGGGAGAAGUUGACAGAUGAAGAAGUGGAUGAGAUGAUACGAGAAGCAGAUGUGGAUGGCGAUGGCCAAGUGAAUUAUGAGGAGUUUGUGAGGAUGAUGCUUGCAAAGUGAUUCUAACAGCAGAUUAUUGGAGUUGUUAAAGACUUAAUGGUUUACUCCUAAAUUUUGGAUUGUGUUCUGUUAAAUGGUUACUUGGCUAAAUCCGAAAUCCUACUUCUCUUGGCUUAUUUGUAUGCUUGGCUCUGACUGAGCUAGUUUCUUCUUGCU